This is a messenger RNA of Penaeus chinensis, 3080 nucleotides long. Its product is annotated as vacuole membrane protein 1-like. The record is from RefSeq and is a predicted model, not a curated record. NCBI's taxonomy places the organism in Eukaryota, Metazoa, Arthropoda, Malacostraca, Decapoda, Penaeidae. Bases 331 to 1674 code for a protein of 447 amino acids. The transcript is spliced from 8 exons.
GAGUAACAGAAUGUUAGAACACAGAUCACUAGUUUAUAGCAUUUUGCAGUGUCAGUGUCUUCUCUGUUAUCUGUUAUCUGUGAUGUUUGUGUUUUGAUUUAUCAUGGUCAAUGGUCAGGUCUUGUUAUCAUUGGUGGGGUAUCAGUUAAGUCAGAAGUAGCUAUCUUAUGUAAUGGUUAGACUGUCUUAAGAAAGUUUAGGGGAAAGAGAGAGGACUUGGCUCCAAGUUUUUACUUGGCUAAUGUCAGUGUACCGCUGCUUGAAUUGACAUUUCACAUAAUUGAGCGGCAGAUAGUUAGGAGUGAAGAGGAUCUUGAAUGUUUUCCAAAAAUGAGUGUAGCCAUAAAUCUAGAGUAUAUUGAGCGUGUCAUCCUGCCACAUGUGAAAGGUUUACAACCAGCAAGCGCUGACUUGACAGAGCAGAACCACGUGAUAACCAUGGGGGAAACUUCGGCGCAAAAGCGACUUUUAAGAAAGAACGCAAAGCAAGCGAACGGCUCCAGCAUGGCGACGCCCACCUCGAGCCUGGAAGAGAAGCUGGCUGAGCGGGAGGAGAGGGAGAAGAUUGUGUUAUGGAGAAGACCUGUGCAGACCCUCCACUACUUCUUCCGGGAAUGUGGGAUCCUCAGCGUCGAGUAUAUGGUCAAACUAUGGAAUAACAAGAAGGUCGUCUUAUUAUUAGCACUACUUGUAGGUGGUUAUUAUGCAGCGUACAAGACUCCAGGGCCCCAUCAGCUUAUGAUCCAGAGAGUUGAGAAUCAGUUCUGGUGGUGUGCCUGGUGGGUAUGGCUAGGAAUUCUCUCCUCUGUGGGCUUGGGUACAGGCCUCCACACCUUCCUGCUUUACCUGGGCCCCCACAUAGCAUCCGUUACCAUGGCUGCGUAUACGUGCAACUCGGUAGAUUUCCCUUCACCACCUUAUCCUGACGACAUAAUGUGUCCAGAUGAGGAGACUGCAACAGGGAAGGAGAUGUCCAUUCUCACUAUCAUGUCCAAAGUCAGACUGGAGGCCUUCAUGUGGGGGGCCGGAACUGCGCUAGGGGAGUUACCCCCAUACUUCAUGGCACGAGGUGCAAGACUGUCUGGCUAUGAUCCUGACGAUGAAGAAAUGGAAGAGUUUGAGGAAUUGCAGCGGCUGAAGGACAGACCAGAGGACAUGUCCUUCAUCGAUCGAGCAAAAUUAUCAGUGGAGAAGCUGGUCGAAAGAGUUGGGUUCUUUGGCAUCCUUGCCUGUGCAUCUAUUCCCAAUCCCCUAUUUGACCUGGCUGGCAUCACAUGUGGCCACUUCCUGGUCCCCUUCUGGACGUUCUUCGGUGCUACACUCAUCGGAAAGGCCAUCAUCAAGAUGCAUAUUCAGAAGCUUUUUGUCAUCAUUGCAUUUAAUGAGACACUACUAGCAAAGGCAGUGAGUCUGUUGGCCUUUGUGCCUAUGGUGGGGUCCAAGUUGGAACAGCCUUUCAAGACCUUCUUGGAGAAGCAGAAGAACAAAUUCCACAGGAAGCCUGGGACAGGGCCAGAUACACAGGAUGGGGGAAACCUCUUGGCAUGGAUUUUUGAAAAGUUGAUCUUGUUAAUGAUCACAUAUUUCAUCCUAAGCAUAGUGAACUCCUUUGCUCAGAACUACCACAAAAGGAUACACAAGCAUGCGCGUGACAAGAAGCUAGCUCAAGACUGAUGUAGAGAUCAACCAGUAAUCCAUGUAUGAAAUAAUACCAUAUACGUCACUGAUACGUGUGGGUUGGUGGAAGACUGGUUGAUUGAAAUAGAAAGUCGGAACUGUUAACUAAUUGAUGUCACAAGGUUUGUGCUCAGUUUCCAUCUUAGCACUGAAAUUGGAAGGAAUGGACAGAAUUUUAGUUCUGGUGUAUACUUUUUUCAUGUUUUAUUUUAUUUUAUUUUUUCAUUGGUGAGAGAGAAAGGAAUAAAGCAUUGCCCAAGUAACUUAGAACUAGAGAGACAUGCAUUGUAAUGUGCUUGGGUGUAUGUGAUUGUUACCCUGUCUCUCCAAACUGGGCAUGCAAGCAGCCAACCACACACAAGACAGCCAUCAUGAACAGCACUGCAAGUAGUGUGACUGAGAUGUUGAGUGACACAUAGGAAAGAAAAGUUACUGAACAAGAAUGUGAAAGUGUUCCUAAUUUUGCCAUAAUUUAUUGUUUCUUCCUUUUUUUUUCUUUUGUUUAUUUGUGACCGUAAUAUUUGUCAAUAGAACAAGAGCUGGUAAUAUGGUAAUUAAUAUGUGUGUAUGUAUAUAUAGAUAUGAGGAAAGUGAAAGAUUGUAAUUUUGUAAUAGACAAGAGGCCUUUUUAAGUACUGUUGAAAUAACACAAUUUACCCAUUUCACUUAGAAGAUCAUUGCCAUAGAAUAUAGUUAGAGGUAUGAUAUUUGUAUAGUUUGCUGAAAAUGAGGUGAACUGAGCCAGAGUAUGAAAAACUUACAUAUGCAGAAUUAAAAUAAGCUGCAGUGUAUAGUCUCCAAGAGGCACCAGACUAGUUUUACACCAAAGGGAUAAAAAUAAAAAAUAGUACUCGUAUAUGUAAAUAGCCAUGUAAAGUAAAAAGUAUACCCAGUGAAAACUGUGUAAUUAUUUAUACAUUUUGUAUGCUACACAAAUCUGAAACUUACUUAUCUUGUCCUUAAGCUGCUAAAAGAGAAACAACCAUGGUUUGAAGCCAUGUUUCCAUAAGUACUGUACAUGAUGCAGCUUUCUUAACUGUCAACAAACUUUUGUACUCCACAUGUUGGACGAAAAAGACAAAAUACUUACUCUCCUGUUGACAAAGGACAUUCUUUGAGUGAUAGUGUAAGUGCUUGUGUGUGUUUAUAUUUUGAUGGCAGUUUAUGAAUACAUUUUGGUUGAUUCCACUUGUCAUACUUGUACUUGCGAGAUUUUGUUAUGAUGUGUCAUCGUUUCCUUUUUUUUAUUGUUUCUAUUAAUCCUCCAUACCAUAACACAUUUUAAGAACUAGAACUGAAUUUCUUGUCUUUGGAACACAUAGAAAAAUGGAUUGUAAAACCUUGUUCCAUUAUUUUGUAAUCUGUAUGUUAAUUUUUUAAUGGCAAUAUAUAUAUAUAUUUAG